Messenger RNA from Hyla sarda, 1564 nucleotides. RefSeq names its product RNA polymerase III subunit D (gene POLR3D). The transcript has 9 exons. Lineage: Eukaryota; Metazoa; Chordata; Amphibia; Anura; Hylidae. Gene Ontology annotation, molecular function: DNA binding. Gene Ontology annotation, cellular component: RNA polymerase III complex. Gene Ontology annotation, biological process: transcription by RNA polymerase III. The record is from RefSeq and is a predicted model, not a curated record. The coding region runs from base 79 to 1269 and encodes 396 amino acids.
GCGGAGAGGAAGUGACGUUCAGAAGUGACGUCACCUCUCCGCUGUGUUAGUGACGGAAACAUGCGGUGAGCGUGCAGGAUGUCUGACGGGAAGAAUGAUCCCACCCCUGGUGUUCCCAGGACCCCGAUCGGGGGAGCUAGGGGUCUGGUUGGGCGUAGACCAUCAACACCUCUCACACCUGGUCGCCUUCCUUCCAUCCGCUCCCGGGACCUUACCCUUGGUGGUGUCAGAAAGAAAACCUUUGCUCCAAAUAUAAUUGGAAGGAAGAUAAAAGAAGAGCCGAAAGAGGAGGUGUCUGUAAAAGUUGAGCGGGCCGACCGCAACAGAGAUCGUCGUGAUGGAUCAGGCAGAGGGCGCGGGAGACCACAAGUCAUCCAGAGUCACUCCAUCUUUGAGCAGGGGCCUGCAGAGCAACUCAAGAAAAAAACUGCAUGGGAUGGACCCUCCGAUUCGGGUGAUCUUGGACCCUCACACAUCAUUAACAUAAAACGGGAGAAAAGGGAGACGGAGGAGGAGACAAAACAGAUCCUUCGAAUGCUGGAAAAUGACAAGUUUUUAGAUGACCCAGGACUGAGGAAUGAUGCCCAGAAUCGGCCUGUACAGCUCCCUCUUGCCCAUUCAGGCUGGCUGUUCAGAGAUGAAGAGGAGGAAGACGAUGUGACCCCCAUGAAAGCUUUACCCAAAGAGGAAAAGAUGGAAGUGGACUCUUCGUCUGUCAAAGUGAAGGAAGAACCAAUGGAAGAGGAUGAGGGUUCACUGAAGACUGGUGUUCCACUAAGCAAAGCACCAAUAGUGAAGAAGCCACCUGAGAAGAAGGACGUAUCUCUUCCAGAGUUACUGGAAUCUCUCGGUAUCUCUGGAGAAGAUACUCUGUUUUUCAUGCAGCUCCCGGACUCUCUUCCUGGGCAGCCGCCUACCCAGGACUCCCGGCCGGUCAAGACUGAAGUACAGAGUGAAGACGGACACAUGUUACUAGUGAAGGACAAAAGUCAGGAGGCGAGUGCGGCCGAGGAGAGCUGCUCCCUGAAGGAUCUGUCUGAGGGUCAGAUGGGGAAACUACUCGUGCGAAAGUCAGGCAAGGUGCAGCUUGUCUUAGGCAAAGUCACUCUUGAUGUCACCAUGGGAACAUCUUGCUCCUUCUUACAGGAGCUGGUAGCGGUUAGCGUCGGGGAGGCUCGCAGAGGAGAGAUGAUGGUGCUGGGACACGUGCAGCAUAAGCUUGUCUGCUCACCAGACUUCGAUUCACUUCUGGAGAGGCGGCACCGCUGAUAUACCGUCCAUAUCCACCAAGAAGGACUUCAUUAUACACCACAGACUGUGCAAUGCCAAGACAGGAGACCCUCAGAUACAGUAUCACAAGGGUCUGGUAGCACUAUUUUUUUUGUUUCUUUUUGUUUUCAUAAGCCAAAUCUUCUCCUGAGUACAGUGAAGGCUUAUAUAGGACAUAUGGUGUGUGCCAUUUAUUGUUUAUGUCAUACAGAAGGCUGCAGAGCCGCCCUCCCGUGAUGUAUUGGAGGACAUGUUGGAUGACUGCAAAGUGUAAUUUAUUAAACAGGACACAUUA